Molecule: messenger RNA, 207 nt
Organism: Colletotrichum karsti
Lineage: Eukaryota; Fungi; Ascomycota; Sordariomycetes; Glomerellales; Glomerellaceae
Exons: 1
Coding region: 1-207 (68 amino acids)
Source: RefSeq, a predicted model, not a curated record
AUGGACUCCUGCUUCUUCGGAAAACUCACUGCUCUCGAGCAACGCCAACUCGACGACGCGUUUCACCCCGAACGCCAAACCAUCACCGACAAGUUCAGGAGCAUCAAGGCAGACACAAUGGCGGAUAUGAGAUACCAGUGGUGGAGGACCAAGAACACUCUUCAACGCAUCCCUUCUUGGAUCAACAACCGGAACUCCAAGUUCUAG